AUGUUUAGCAGAAUAUUUUUCGGUGCUUGCCUAGGUUUCGGUGCCUCUUCGUUUUCUACUGUAUUUUGUGAUGCAGGUAAGUUGAGAGGUAUAUCACCAGAUGGUUUAAUUAACCAUUCGCUUGACGAUCUACCAACCCCUACGAAAGAGGAAUUGGAGUAUGUGAAGACAUGGGGUGUUUCUUGGGUAGAGGAUUGGGAUCGUCCUGGUAUAAGAGGAAUUCGUGGGGACAGAAGUCGAUCUGUUAAGCGACAGAUUAUAUUGGUACGUCAUGGUCAAUAUCAAAAUGAAGACUCGAAAGACGACCGCAUACGUACGUUAACACCUUUGGGGGAGGAGCAAUCUAAAAUAACUGGUGAUUAUUUAUGGAAAGCGUUUAUUCAGAGUGGUAUCCGACGUGAUGGUGUGGAAAGUGAUACCAUGUAUAAGUCUACCGAAGUUAAUUCCGAAAGUAAAAAUAGUGUUUCUAUAGAGAUGAACAGUGCAAAUCAUAUGGGAGGGUUUCUUGUUGCGUCGGAGCCGAAGUAUGUGCAUGUAUCAGAUAUGACACGUGCUCAACAAACGGCCAAAUUAAUUUUAAAGUCUUUUCCCUCUCGUCUUCACAAACGACUGGCAACUGAUGCUACAUUGCGUGAGUUGUUCCCCUGUGAUCCGGAACCUCCACGCAAACAUCGUCAUGCUUCUUACAAAGAUAUGAAAGUGGUGGAAGGAGUCUUUGAAAAAUAUUUUCAUCGUCCAAUAUCGGAUGAGUCUUCAGUGGAAAUAAUUGUUGGACAUGCAAAUGUUAUUCGUUAUCUCGUAUGUCGCGCCUUACAACUGCCACCUGAGGCGUGGUUACGUAUUUCUCUUCCUCACUGUAGUAUUACUAGCAUCACUAUUAACGGCAAAGGUCAUGUGAGUUUAUCGUGUCUUGGUUCUGCGGGCCAUCUACCUGCUGAUAUGGUUACAACACGAAACUUACCGUAA
Molecule: messenger RNA, 966 nt
Organism: Trypanosoma theileri
Lineage: Eukaryota; Euglenozoa; Kinetoplastea; Trypanosomatida; Trypanosomatidae
Product: phosphoglycerate mutase family member 5
Exons: 1
Coding region: 1-966 (321 amino acids)
Biological process (GO): positive regulation of mitochondrial fission
Cellular component (GO): mitochondrion
Source: RefSeq, a predicted model, not a curated record